AUGGAGGAGUUGAAAGCCCCUGUAAGUUUUUUCCACAAGUCCUCUUUCAGCAUCAGCAGCUUGUUGCUCCGACACCAGCGGGUGAUGAGUGACUGCGGCGCCGCGCCGGACGCACCGCGCUCCCGUGCCGCAAAACCUCCGCCGCCGCAGCGCUCCCAUCCACCCGAAAAACCGAGGCGUACGAUUCGAGAGAGGACCGAAACCACCCGACGGGAUAAAAAAGAGCCCGGAGAAGUUAUAGAGUCAACAGAGGAGAAAGAGAAGAAGAAUAAACCCGAGAAGCCGCCGUUCAGUUAUAACGCGCUCAUCAUGAUGGCCAUCCGCCAGAGCCCGGAGCGACGGCUCACCCUCAACGGCAUUUACGAGUUCAUCAUGGGCAAUUUCCCGUACUACCGCGAAAACCGCCAGGGCUGGCAAAACUCCAUCCGACACAACUUGAGCCUCAACAAGUGUUUUGUCAAGGUUCCGCGCCACUACGACGACCCGGGAAAGGGCAACUACUGGAUGCUGGACCCGUCCAGUGAUGAUGUGUUCAUCGGCGGCACCACCGGGAAACUUCGGCGCCGCUCCACCGCCGCGUCCCGGGCCAAGAUGGCCAUGAAGAGAGGCGCGCGGCUGUCCUCCACCACGGCCACCGGACUGUUCGCGAGCUCGUUUUAUUGGCCGGUUCCGCCGUUCGUGACGCUCCAGCAUCCUCACCCGAGCUCAGCGUCAGCAGCACCUUACAUCGGAGCGGUUCUGUCCCAGAGCUCGCAUCACUUCGGUUCCGAGAGACUUCUCCCGUCCGGUCAAGAGGCAGCUUAUUACGGGAUGGGCUGUGAGCAGCGCAGGCACCAUCACCAGCUGUCCUCGUCUUUCACCACAUCUGCCGCCGUGCCUCUGACUCUCUCUUCUCCCUGCUCUUUCAAUUUACUCUCCAAUCAGUCGAGCUACUUUUACUCUCAUCAGGUGCCUCACACUGCUGGACUUUCUCCCUGGUCGCAGGAGGAAUCUUACCUCUCCAAAACACCUCCUUCUGGACAGUUUCCCCCUGGAAAACCCUCUCCUUCUGAUUACAUUGGAGGACUGUGCACAGACGUUCCCAGUUACUUCCCGCAUUUUAACACAGCCAGCUCCAUACACUGA
Messenger RNA from Myxocyprinus asiaticus (Chinese sucker), 1125 nucleotides. RefSeq names its product forkhead box protein G1-like. The transcript has 2 exons. The record is from RefSeq and is a predicted model, not a curated record. NCBI's taxonomy places the organism in Eukaryota, Metazoa, Chordata, Actinopteri, Cypriniformes, Catostomidae. Bases 1 to 1125 code for a protein of 374 amino acids. Gene Ontology annotation, molecular function: sequence-specific double-stranded DNA binding; DNA-binding transcription factor activity. Gene Ontology annotation, cellular component: nucleus. Gene Ontology annotation, biological process: regulation of transcription by RNA polymerase II.